AUGGUAUCUCAUUCAAGAAGGACCUUGUGCAGUUUUAUCUCCGAGCGGGUGCCCCCUGAGCAACCGAGGGAACCUGAACAGUGCGAGUUGGUCAUCUACUACCUCCAAGGAGGAGGCUACAAAACAGGGCGUCCAGCAACACCGCUUGACUCAUUUUUACGUGUGGCGGAGAUCGCAGCCGAGAUAGCCGUUUUCGCCCUCAACUACUCACUGGCACCCGAAGCCAAAUGGCCUACGCAAAUCAACCAAGCUGUUGCUGGCUAUCGCUAUCUACUGGAAAAUAUGAAGCUUGACCCAGCCAGAAUCUCUGUACAAGGCGACUCGGCUGGCGGACACAUGGUCUUAUCUUGUUACUCUGCUCUAGUCGGAUCAACACUUCCCAAGCCUAUCGGUGGGGCCUUCAUGGUGUCCCCUUGA
Molecule: messenger RNA, 417 nt
Organism: Aureobasidium subglaciale EXF-2481
Lineage: Eukaryota; Fungi; Ascomycota; Dothideomycetes; Dothideales; Saccotheciaceae
Exons: 2
Coding region: 1-417 (138 amino acids)
Molecular function (GO): hydrolase activity
Source: RefSeq, a predicted model, not a curated record